GUCGUAUCCCAUUAACAUUAACACCAAGCUUGUUAGUUGCGAGUAGCGAGGACCCCUCCUCUUCUCUCUCUAUCAGUGUCUGUCUCUGUUUCCAUCUUUCUCUCUCUUUUCUUAUUACUACUCCUACUAAUUAGGGUUUUAUCCAUUCCUUUCUUCCAUUUCCAUUUUUAUUUACUUCUACAAUCGCAAUCAAAAUGGGUAGAAUAUUCGUGAUUGAGCUUGAAGGCAGAACUUACAAAUGCAAAUUCUGUAAAGUCCAUUUUGCUCUUGCUGAUGACCUUGUUUCUAAGGCUUUUCAUUGUCGCAGAGGGAAAGCAUAUCUGUUCAGUAACGCGGUAAAUAUUAACAUGGGUGCUUCAGAGGAAAGAUUGAUGCUUUCUGGAAUGCACACUGUUGCAGAUGUAUAUUGCUGCAGCUGCGGACAGAUUGUUGGAUGGAAAUAUGAAGCAGCUCAUGAGAAAAGCCAGAAGUACAAAGAAGGAAAAUAUGUUCUUGAAAGAGGUCGGAUUAUUGAUGGUUUAGAGACCGAGUUCUAUAUUGAUGCCCAUCCAAUGAGUGAUACCGAAGAUGUUUAGUCAUGUUUGACAUUGCAUUCAGGUAACAUGCUUUUGUACGCGAAUUACGUAAUGGUAGAUUCACAUGUACAUAUGACCAUGAAAACUUCCGGUUGUGCGUUUGCUCAAAAUUUUCUGAUCGUUUGAAGAACCCGUCCAUGUUUGGAAUGUAGUAGUGCGGAUCAGAUGUAACUUAUACGAGCUAUGUGCGUAAAAUAUGUUAGUUGUGUAAUUUUGGGAAGAGUUCGCUAUAUAAGGUGAUGAGUUGAGGUGACUAAA
Molecule: messenger RNA, 833 nt
Organism: Amaranthus tricolor (Joseph's coat)
Lineage: Eukaryota; Viridiplantae; Streptophyta; Magnoliopsida; Caryophyllales; Amaranthaceae
Product: protein yippee-like At5g53940
Exons: 5
Coding region: 195-575 (126 amino acids)
Cellular component (GO): ubiquitin ligase complex
Source: RefSeq, a predicted model, not a curated record